Yamadazyma tenuis ATCC 10573 is the source of this 1413-nucleotide messenger RNA. It is a transcript of the gene STN1, whose product is annotated as Stn1p. NCBI's taxonomy places the organism in Eukaryota, Fungi, Ascomycota, Pichiomycetes, Serinales, Debaryomycetaceae. The record is from RefSeq and is a predicted model, not a curated record.
AUGAACAUAAUUGAUUUUGCUUCUAGCCAAAAUCAUAUAUUUGUACGACGAGAUGGUAUUUCAUAUUAUGUGCCUGAAUUGUUUCACUUGAAUCCUCAUUUCUCCUCCACUUGUCCGCUCCUUAUUCAUGAUAUUCACCAUCUUCAAGAUUGCGUGCAAAUCUAUGGUGUACGAGGAUAUCAAAUGCAAAGAGCAGGUUGUUACCUCAUGAAUAAUCACCCGUUAAAGUCAAUCAAAGUCACCGGUAAGAUUGUAGGUGAGCAGUAUAAAGAAUUUGCUGAAUCGAAAAAGGCCUUUGUUAAGGUGACAAUCGACGAUUUCUCAGGAACUGAUCUGAUAAUCACCACCCUAGUGUCUCAACUGACAUAUAUCAAUGGUGGCCUUACGGUGUGCAACUCGUAUGGAAAAGAAGUGACGGUGACGGGAACUGUCAGAGUGUACAGAAAUGUCCGGGAAAUCCAAUGUGAAAGUAUCAUUUGUGUAGGUGUCAAUCAGAAUUUGCUUCCACAAUUGAACCAUUGGAAACUGUGUUUGACACUUCGUGAAGAAUUGUUGGCCAAUGCAUGGGUAUUCAACUUGUUUGGUGCAGGUGAAGAUACUGAAGAAGUGGCUCCUUUUCUUCUUGAUAGCCGCAAGGAUCUCUUCGGUACUGAAGAUUCUUUACCAAUUGUACUUGAUUCUACUGACGAUGAGUCCGCAGAUUCUAUUCUUGCAUUGGAUGUCAAGGAACAUGAUAGUGUGUUGGAUGAACCUAGCGCAAUUCUUCAUGAGGAUGUGGUAUACAUCAGUGAUAGUGAACCAGAAGAAGAGUAUUCAAAUUCGUCAUAUUUCCAGAACCCCACAGAAGCGCACCUACAAGCCAAGGAACUAGAGAUUACCCAGGUUAAGUUGGUGAGCACACCGGUAAUUACUGAGUUCCAAAUAACCGUUGAAAUCAUAAAGCUUCUUAUAUCAAAGAAAGGAGAGACCAUGAAAUUACUUGAAAUCUACCAAAAUGGAAGAAUUGCGUCUCUUCUCUACGACCUUGCCAUUUCUAAAGCACCUCUAAGGUCGUCGAAGAAUCAACAAGACUUUCUAGCUAUUAAGCAUGAAACAUUUCAUUUCAUCAGACACAAUCUCCAAACGUCCUUGGGAUUAAUAACGACCACAAAAUCGCAAACUGUUAAACUGCACAAUCUCUGGAAGAUUUGUAAUCAUAUAAUUGGGUGCUUAGAUGCUAUCAGAAAUAGUGGUGGAGUCAAAGUAUUUGACGUAGAAAACUACCUCAGAAUAUUCAAGUCAAGCUAUCCAGAUGUUAUAGGUACUGGAAUGACUUCUAAACAUCUCAAUGCAAUAAUUGACCUCCUUCUUGAAGGAGAGGAGAGUUUUUGGCGUUACGACAGUCGUCGUAUGGAGUGGAAAUAUAUACAUUAA